This is a messenger RNA of Rhagoletis zephyria (snowberry fruit fly), 1341 nucleotides long. RefSeq lists its product as uncharacterized. NCBI's taxonomy places the organism in Eukaryota, Metazoa, Arthropoda, Insecta, Diptera, Tephritidae. The record is from RefSeq and is a predicted model, not a curated record.
AUGAAGCUCAGAUCGAAUACAGAGGUAUGCAGGAAAACAAUUAAGAAGGCAGAGAGAAUAUACUUAACAUACGAAUUGAAGAGUCUUUACGCCAAAAAGGAGCAAACAAACGAAGAGUUGCUAUCAAUUCAUUUAGAGUUAGCGGAGCGCAUACCAAUCGACUGCUUAAUGGAGCUUUUUGAUCAAAUGAAAACGCGCAUAAGGAAAGCCAUGAAAGAAAAGUACAAGAAAUUGAAAGGAAAACUAGAAAAGUUACAAACGAGUCAAGAAGGAGUGAACAAAAAACAGAGAGAGAAACCCGAAUUCCAUGCCAGGUUCGUAAACCUUACAGAAGUUCUCAUCAACAAAGAAGAAUCGCGAGUUUUAGAAAAAGGGCUCAAACAUAAUAUCCAGAAUUACAAUAAGGAAAAGGAAAUUGAGCAGACAAUUGUAGAUGCGGAAAUAGCUAUAUCUAUGCUGCCGAAAGAGGAACAGGAACACACUAGACACAGGUGCAAACAGUUAUUUGAAAAGGAAAUCAAAGCCAAAGGAAACAAAAACCACAGCAAAGAAAGCAAUAUAAUUAAAGGUCUGAAGCAGAAACUAAAAAACAACAACGUAAUCACGACCAAAGCUGACAAAGGAAACACAACUGUACUAAUGAAUAGAGAUGAAUACAUACAAAAAACGGAACAGCUUAUCAAAGAAACUAGAUGUAAGAAGUUAGCAAAGGAUCCCACUGAGGAAAACCAGGCCACAAUAAAAGAUACGAUAAAUAAAGCUACAAAAAUAAUAAAGCCGAACCAAAUACAUACAUUGACAAUCAUGAAUCCAUCAGCUCCUCCGAUGAAUGCACUACCUAAAAUCCACAAACUUGGCACACCCAUGAGACCAAUCAUAAACCACAGAUCGGCCCCAAGCUAUAAACUAUCAAAACACUUAAAAACUAUACUAAAGGACAACCUUGGAUUGCCCAAUAAGUACACAAUAUCUAAUACAACGGAAUUGAUUGAAAAAAUAAAAGACUCAGCGAUCACGAUGGAUACUAAACUGGUAUCAUUCGACAUAAAAGAUCUAUACCCAUCGAUACCAAUAACGGAAACAAUAGAUAUCGUAUUCAAAAUACUGAUUGAAAAAACAGGAAACAGAGAAAUCGCCGUAGAGAUAACUAAUACACUCAGAACGACGUUGCAUCAAAAUUACUUCAAAUUUAACAACAACAUAUACAUGCAAACAAACGGGCUAGGCAUGGGCAACCCCACAUCGGCGAUCCUUAUGGAGGUAUUCAUGCAGAAUUUGGAAGAAAGCCAAGUAGGCGCGNGACAUCGUCCAUCAUUCGUCAUUAACGAACAAACUAAAUAG